Molecule: messenger RNA, 1962 nt
Organism: Colletotrichum navitas
Lineage: Eukaryota; Fungi; Ascomycota; Sordariomycetes; Glomerellales; Glomerellaceae
Exons: 5
Coding region: 162-1694 (510 amino acids)
Source: RefSeq, a predicted model, not a curated record
CGCGAGACGAGUCGUAGGUGAAAAGUAGUUCAUAUUUUACAAAAGACAUAUUCUUCUCACCCUUAGUUUGUCCUGAGCUGGAAUCCUCGGAGACGGCAUAGAACGCAAGAGCCCGUAGCAUCCAAUAAUACUUCCAGCCUGCAACACUGCAAACCCCAACCAUGAUGGCUUCAUCGUACCGGUCAUUCGAUCUGAACCCAAGACAGUACCUGUCAGGGACACCUUGCGGAAAGUCUGCUCUCGACAGGCUUGAGGAAUGCAGGAACCAGCUCUUCAUCAAGGACCGUCGAACGCACAGUAUACCAGUGAAGGAUAUCUCGGCGGCAGGACGGGUCGAGAAGAUAAACCUCCGGAGUGACGAAAAGCUGAAGGCGUUUCUUGGAGACGUCCCAACAAACGAAAUAGGAAAUGCUUCCUUGUACAGACCAGAUGCAAAAUGUCGAUUUGUGAACCUGUGUGCACCAACCACUGUUGGGCCACUGGAGUUGAGCGAAACGAUGCAACUCCGUUUGAUGACCUUUUACCAAAUCAUGCCUCAGUUCUCGGAUUUCCUCCUCGUUUACGCGUCGGACCACGGUAGGGAUAGAGAACUCCGCUUCAGUGGCUUCCGAACAGACAAGGUCCUAGCGAAUCCCGUUCACGGGACCGUGAUCCCAGAGCUUGGGAGGAGCGGGAGGAGGUACCAGCUCUGCUUCAAUCUCAAGACGGCGGCGCUCAAAGGACGCGAAGACUGGAAGAUUCGACAGGCUGUUUUGCACCACCAGUUUGAUCUGGGCCAAGGCACUCAACUAUGGGUCAUCGGGGACCCUCACGCCACUCUCAAGAGCCGUAUCGCAGCGCUCUUCCGGGAAGGGAACACUUACCCAACCAGCUUCGGCACAGUCGAGGAAGGGUUCAGAUCAUCUCUGGAGGUGCAUCUGGACUUUGCGCGGUGGGCAACGUCGGAAUGGAGAUGGCAUAUAUUAUAUCUCGAGAAGAAAGCAGAGGAAUUUACCAAACCUGCCCGUAUCAGAGACAAGGGGCACAUUGAAAAAUUGGAGCCGGAAAACCUGAGCGACGUCCAGAACUGGGAAGAAAGAACAAACGACGCGAUCAUGGCCAUGGAGUCGAAUAUCAACAUCUUGAAACUGCAGCAAAAGUUCUACAGGGACCUGGUCAAAGACGACGAUUUCCCUGGCCGAGAAAAGCACGGCUGCACGAGAGCGGUAGCGAACUACGAUUCGCAACUGGAGGAGCACAUCUGCGAGACUCAGAUGCAGAUCGUCAGAGCGAAACUGCUCGUCAAAAUGAUCUCGGAUAGGAAAACCAUCCUUAUUCAACACUUUCAGACACAAAAUGCCAUUGUGUCCUCGAUGCUCACGGCCACGAUGUAUAAGCAAGCCAGCCGUAGUGCGGUAGAGGCCAUUGCAGUCCGAAUAGUGACAAUUGUCACCUUGAUCUACCUGCCUGCGACCUUCUCUAGCACUUUCUUCAGCACCGAUAUCAUCAAGUACCAGGAGGGCGAGGUGUUCUCGAUGGUAGCGCUGGAGCGAUUCCUCCAGGUCACCCUUCCCCUGAUGUUCUUGACCUUUGUCUCUUCUGGCUUGUGGUUCUGGAUAGAAUGGCGUAGACGCGCCCGAGACUUCCUCAAGAUUAGAAGUCGCCUUCCCGACGUGUUUGAACCAGAGCUAGAGAAGUCUGCUUCAAAGUGGUAGACAAAAGGGGUGAAGAUAUUCCCCGAUAGUGUGCCUGGUUGCGGAACAGGCAUCCAUCCCAAGGGCUCUGCAGUUUCAGAAAUCGCGAUUUACCACGUUCUUUAGUGUGGCGCAUAGACUAAGAGGACAAAUAAGAGGGCACUAUCGGGAUCUACAUACACUAACUAGCCCUUACAAAUUGGCACGGAGAAUCAGAUAUGACAUGUCAUACUUCUAAAUGCUCAAGAAUUGUAUACUCCUGAGAAACAGUGUCGUCUGGAUCGGAACA